CGAUCCUCUUCACUCAGCGAAGUACCGAAGCGUUUUGCUGCGCCGCUUGUACCGGAUGCCUGCCAGGCUGCUAGGCAGGCCUGGCAGGAGCCUCUCCAUUCACUGAAAUGAUGUUCGCCUUGAAUCCUUCUUGCCAUGUAAACUCAAGGUUCUCAUCGCUAUUUCACGACUCAAACCACACAACACCACCAUGCUUACUGUUGCUGCGCGGCUCUUCGCGACUACUCUCCUGCUAGUUGGUGUUGUGUCUGGUAGCUACAGCCAAUCAGGGGGCGUUGUUUCGCUUCCGUUCACGGUCCGGUAUGCCACAAAUCCUGGGCUGGAAGCGCGCGAUACAGCCACUGACGUGGACCUGGAAAACUCGUGGGUGGGAUAUGGCGAGCUUUUGGUGAACGUUUCGGUCGGAACUCCAGCGCAGCCCGUCACCGUGAAAAUCGACACGGCUACGGCGGACUCAUGGUUUUUCGGCCCGGGAUCCUGUCGCCGGAGCCGUGUCACCUGUCUGGGCGGUGAGUUCGAUGCGAGCGCAUCCUCUACCCUCACCGCGCUCGAUUACCCCCGCUUCCACAUCGAAUAUGUGAGCCCUUCAGACACUGAGGUCAACGGUACCUACUUCCGUGAUACAUUACGUAUCGGCGAUGACUUGACCGUGGACAACAUCACCAUGAUAGAAGCUACCCAGACUCAAGCGCUGUCCAGGGCAAUCAUGGGAAUCGGCUUCAGCAAUGACUCAAAGCUGGCCCAAGCCGGCCAGUGGUACCCCACCGUAAUCGACGAGAUGUUAUCGCAAGGGAAGAUCGGUAGGCGCGCAUACGGUCUCUAUAUGGACAGUAAGGACGCCGAGACGGGUGAGAUAUUGUUUGGCGGUUACGACAGGGCAAAGUUCGACGGCAACCUCACAACACUACCAAUCAUCCCUGGCAAUGAUGACUUUGUGGUCAACCUGCAUUCCAUCAGCAUGACUAACAGCUCGGGCACUUUUCCGCUUAGUGCGAGCGGCGAGAGUGGAGAUGAAUCUAGAGAAUUCCCAACGUCGGCGCUCAUCGAUACCGGUGCGGCUUUAAUGAAGCUUCCAACCGAUACGUACAAUGCCCUCAUUGACAGCCUGGGAAGUGCCAUUGACGGCUCGGGGUACGUGGACUGCGACUUUGGCCAAACAAUAUCACUCAACUAUGUCUUUGGCAACAGUACCAUCAACACCGAGAUCCAGAUUCCUCUUUCCGACCUAGCCGUGCCCUACAUGUAUACGAAUGGAGAAUAUAAGCAGGAUUCCGAGGGAAGGUCUCUGUGUAUACUGGGUGUUCGUGAGAGCACAAAGACCUCGAAACACUCUACGGGCGAUACAUUCUUGAGAUCGGCGUACGUGGUUUUCGAUCUCGACCAACGGGAGGUGAGCAUAGCAAAAUUGAAGCACGAUGCGUCCGGAUCAUCAGACAUUGUGGUACUUGGUGCAGACGGGCAAAGUACCCAAAGCGUAACUACAAGUACUCCCACGCCUACCAGCACAGGCGUAGCGUCGGGCAUAGGCGGUGCAUCUCAGACCGAGUCAACCGGAGCUGCGCAGACCUCUGCAAAUGCUGCACCCUUUUUACAGCCUGUGCCUCUCGCGAUAAGCACAGCGCUCAUCAUGGCGUGGCUGAGCAUCUGUAUCUAAAACAGACACCUUUGACCCCACAAGCAGCGCCGACAAAUCCAGCUAUAGAGUCGGAAAGGAUGGAAGUGCUACGGAAGACCAGUAAUGUGGAUAAGCCCUCAUGCCUCUCGGGGGUCCUACUGCACUUGUGCCUGUGCAGGGAGUCAUCACAGCAAUGGCGUAAACAAUCUUAAUUUUGCCUACCAGAUAACUUCUCUGUGCUCUUACCUCAAUAAUCAAUGCACAUAACUAGAGCCAAUUUUACUAUAGAUGAAAGCGCAGCAUAUUAGUCAUUAGUUUACCAAGUCCCUUCCCGUAUACACCAUAUGGUUCAGAG
Messenger RNA from Truncatella angustata, 1970 nucleotides. RefSeq names its product aspartic peptidase domain-containing protein. The coding region runs from base 191 to 1654 and encodes 487 amino acids. The record is from RefSeq and is a predicted model, not a curated record. Gene Ontology annotation, molecular function: aspartic-type endopeptidase activity. NCBI's taxonomy places the organism in Eukaryota, Fungi, Ascomycota, Sordariomycetes, Amphisphaeriales, Sporocadaceae. Gene Ontology annotation, biological process: proteolysis. The transcript has a single exon.